AUGGUUCGUGGCAACGAGAAAUCUGCCUCCGAGAGGUACCAGAAGAUUUCUCAGCUCGAGCAUAUCUUGAAGAGACCGGAUACUUAUAUUGGAUCUGUUGAAAUCCAAGAGCAGCACCAAUGGAUCUUCGAUGAUGAGAUAGACUGUAUGGUUGAGAAGCAGGUCAGUAUAGUGCCUGGGUUGUUUAAAAUCUUUGACGAGAUUCUUGUCAAUGCCGCUGAUAACAAGGUAAGAGACCCCACAAUGAAGAGGAUCGAUGUUUCCAUCAUACCGGAGGAGAAUCUGAUCGAAGUGAAAAACGACGGUAAGGGUAUCCCCAUUGAGAUUCAUAGCAAGGAGAAAGUAUACAUCCCUGAAUUGAUUUUUGGUCAAUUGCUGACAUCUUCUAACUACGACGAUGACGAGAAAAAAGUCACCGGUGGUAGAAACGGAUACGGUGCCAAGCUUUGUAACAUUUUCUCUACGGAGUUUAUUCUCGAGACUGCAGACCCAAAAGCAGGGAAGAAGUACAUUCAAAAAUGGGAAAAUAACAUGACUACAUGCCACCCACCUGAAAUCACAUCCUACAAAAAGGUCUCCUCGUACACGAAAAUCUCAUUCAAGCCUGAUCUGUCCAGAUUUGGCAUGGAGAACCUCGAUAGUGAUAUCUUGGGUGUUAUGCGUCGUCGUGUAUACGAUAUCAACGGGUCAGUCGCUGACGUCAACGUUUAUCUGAACGGGAAGUUCUUGAAGAUAAAAAAUUUCAAAAACUACGUCGAGCUGUACCUUAAAUCCCUCGAGAAAAAGAGACAACUGGACAGCGGUCAAGAGGUGGAAACGGACGCCAAGAUUCCUACCAUUUUAUACGAGAAAAUCAGUAAUCGUUGGGAAAUAGCAUUUGCAGUUUCAGAUAUUUCGUUCCAGCAAAUAUCGUUUGUUAACUCUAUCGCAACGACCACUGGUGGGACCCAUGUUAACUAUAUUGUGGAUCAGAUUGUUAGGAAAGUCUCCGAUAUGUUGAAAAAGAGGAAAAAGAAUAUCAAACCGUUCCAAAUAAAAAAUAACAUGUUCAUUUUCAUUAACUGUCUCAUUGAAAACCCUGCCUUCACCUCACAGACAAAGGAACAAUUGACCACGAGAAUAAAAGAUUUUGGCUCCCGGUGCGAAAUACCUGGCGAUUUCGUUAACAAAAUCAUGAAAACAGACCUAGCAACCAAAAUUUUUGAAAUUGCCGAUGAAAACGCCCACAACCAACUUAAAAAAUCUGAUGGUACCAGGAAAAGUAGGAUUACAGAGUACCCAAAGUUGGAGGAUGCAAAUAAAGCUGGGACAAAGGACAGUUAUAAAUGUACUUUGAUUUUGACAGAGGGUGAUUCUGCCUUGUCGCUUGCCGUGGCAGGGCUGGCUGUUGUAGGUAGGGAUUUUUACGGUUGUUAUCCGCUACGUGGUAAGAUCCUGAAUGUUAGAGAGGCCAGUGCUGACCAGAUUUUGAAAAACGCAGAAAUUCAAGCAAUCAAAAAGAUUAUGGGGCUGCAGCAUAGGAAAAAUUACGAGGAUACGAAGACUCUGCGUUACGGUCAUCUAAUGAUCAUGACAGAUCAAGAUCACGACGGUUCCCAUAUAAAGGGGCUGAUUAUCAAUUUCUUGGAAAGUUCCUUCCCAGGUCUUUUGGAUAUUCCAGGCUUUCUGGUGGAAUUUAUCACACCAAUUGUGAAGGUAACAAUUACCAAACCAAGAAAACAAGUCAUUGCCUUUUACAAUAUACCGGACUACGAGAAGUGGAGACUUGAGGAGGCGCAUAAAUUCACUUGGAAACAGAAGUACUAUAAGGGGUUGGGUACGUCGUCAAGUCAGGAAGUCCGUGAAUAUUUUUCUGAUUUAGACAAGCAUUUGAAGACAUUCCACCAAUUACAGGGCAACGACAAAGACUUAAUUGAACUGGCAUUUUCAAAGAAGAAGGCAGAUGAUAGAAAGGAAUGGCUGAGGCAGUACGAACCAGGUACCGUCUUGGACCCAAAAAUAUCUGACAUUCCCAUCAGUGACUUCAUCAAUAAGGAGCUGAUUCUCUUCUCUUUGGCGGAUAACAUCAGGUCCAUCCCUAGUGUGCUAGACGGUUUCAAACCGGGCCAAAGAAAGGUUCUGUUUGCUACCUUUAAGAGAAAUCUUAGGUCUGAAAUCAAAGUCGCCCAGUUGGCUCCCUCUGUGGCCCAGUUUACUGCAUACCAUCAUGCGGAAGAGAGUUUGGCCCAAACCAUCAUUGGUAUGGCCCAGAACUUUGUUGGUUCCAAUAACAUCUACCUACUGAUGCCAAAUGGUGCAUUUGGUACAAGAGCUACCGGUGGUAAAGAUGCUGCCGCAACGAGAUACAUCUUUACAGAGUUAAACAAGCUAACCAGAAAGAUUUUUCACCCAUCUGAUGACCCAUUGUAUUCCUAUGUACAAGAUGAUGAAAUGACAGUGGAACCAGAAUGGUAUUUGCCCGUCAUCCCAAUGCUUCUGGUAAACGGGGGUGAAGGUAUUGGGACUGGGUGGAGUACUAACAUUCCACCUUUCAAUCCCUUGGACAUCGUGAAAAAUAUCGGGCAUUUGAUGAACGGUGAAGAUCUCGAAGAGAUGCAUCCAUGGUACAGAGGUUGGACUGGUUCCUUAGAGAAAACUGAACCUCAAAGAUACAGAAUGUACGGUAGAAUUGAACAAACUGGCCCUUGUACUUUGGAGAUCACUGAACUGCCAGCCAAAACUUGGACUACUACAAUCAAGGAACAUUUGUUAUUGGGGCUAAGUGGCAAUGAAAGAACGAAGGCAUGGAUCAAGGACAUGGAAGAACAACAUACCAAUAAUAUCAGGUUCAUUGUCACACUGACUCCUGAAGAGAUGACAAAAACCAGAAAGAUUGGGUUUUACGAGCGUUUCAAAUUGAUAUCUCCUAUAAGUUUACAGAAUAUGGUAGCUUUUGAUCCUCGGGGUAAGAUCAGAAAAUAUGACAAUGUUAAUGAAAUACUGAGUGAGUUCUAUUAUGUUAGAUUGGAGUACUACCAAAAGAGAAAGGAUUAUAUGAGCGAAAGGUUACAGUGGGAAGUUGAAAAGUAUUCUUUCCAGGUCAAAUUCAUCAAAAUGAUCAUAGAAAAUGAAUUGAAGGUGACCAACAAGCCACGUAAAGAAAUCAUCAAGGAAUUGACGGAGUUAGGGUUUCCGAGAAUUAAUAAAUUGGGUAAACCGCAUUAUGGUACAACUGACGAAGAAACCAGUAGAGCAAUCGAGGAAGCUACCGAGGAGGAGGAAAACAUGGCAGACGAGGAUCUUGUCACUGAGGACGGAACUGAGGAAAUAAAUGGCCCUGAGGAUGAAUUUGGGACCUUCGAGUACUUGUUAGGUAUGCGUAUUUGGUCGUUGACAAAAGAAAGAUACAACAGGUUGCUAAAACAAAAACAAGAAAAAGAGGUCGAAUUGGAGGCCCUUCUAAAACUUUCUGCCAAGGACAUAUGGAAUACCGAUUUGGAGGAAUUCUCGAAGGGGUAUGAAGAGUUUUUGAAGCUAGAUGAAGAGCUACGUAAUGGUGAUAUUCCUAGCAAGGGCACGAAAAUCAAGGGUAAGCGUAAGAGGAAGGGUGAUGAUGAUGACUAUGAUGCCUCUGGUAAGAAGCGUGUUGCGCGGAAGACAGUCAAGAAGAUAAAAUACGAGGAAACUGAUUAUGAGAGAAAACUACUCGAACCCAAGGCCAUUACCAAGCCGAAGAGGGUUACCAAAAUUAAAACAGAGCCAAAAAGCUCUACAACAGCCUCACCAACUCCGGAUAAGACACUAAUAAAAACAGAGCAAGCGUCUGAACCUUCUAAUAGCUCAUCGACGUUAUUUGAUCAAGUUGUGAAGAAAGGUGACACGGAUGAAGAAGAAGAGAAGGAAGAAAACGACGACGAUGAAAAGAGUUUGAGUGCAUUCUCCAACAAAUUCAAAAAAAUCAAUCAAGCCUUCAACAAUGGCGAGGAAUCUGCUUCGGCGCCUACAUCUGCAUCAAGUUCUGAAGUCAAAAAAUCGCCUGCGCCCAAGGCAAAACCAAGAGCCAAACAAAAGGCGGAGGCGGUUGAGUUAAGUGACGAAAGCGAUCCUGAUUCUUUUAUUGAAGAAGAUGCCAAAGAUGAUGAUGAGGACGAUGAUGACGAGGAAGUCAUCCCACAACCGCGGAAGCGUAGCUCAAGGGUUUUUGCUCGUCCUGUAAAAUCUUACAGCGAAACGGUUGAACUGUCCGAUGACAGCUUCAUCGAAGACGACGACGAAGACGACGACAACUCUGACGCAUCAUUUGGUGGAGAUUCAGACUAA
This is a messenger RNA of Huiozyma naganishii CBS 8797, 4299 nucleotides long. It is a transcript of the gene TOP2, whose product is annotated as DNA topoisomerase 2. Gene Ontology annotation, cellular component: nucleus. Gene Ontology annotation, biological process: DNA topological change; sister chromatid segregation; resolution of meiotic recombination intermediates. NCBI's taxonomy places the organism in Eukaryota, Fungi, Ascomycota, Saccharomycetes, Saccharomycetales, Saccharomycetaceae. The transcript has a single exon. The record is from RefSeq and is a predicted model, not a curated record. Gene Ontology annotation, molecular function: ATP binding; DNA binding; DNA topoisomerase type II (double strand cut, ATP-hydrolyzing) activity. Bases 1 to 4299 code for a protein of 1432 amino acids.